AUGAAAAUACGGUCGUACGAAGGAUUUAUCAUAUAUAUUUUGCUGCUUUUGUGUCAUGUUUUUGCAGAAGAACCCGAAAACGAAUGUCCUGAAUGGUGGCAUCGAACUGAGAAUUACUGCUAUUCUAGAAUCGAGGACAGAUAUACUUAUGAUGACGCAGAAGAGCAUUGCAAGAAGAAGGAGGCUAGACUUCCAACUUUUCUAAACAAAAAGGAAUUUGAUGCUCUUCUCAGGUAUCUUCGGGCGCCACGUAACUACUGGUUUGGAGCAAAACUGCAGGAUAAGCUAUUGUGGAACUGGACCGAUGGUACUCCUCUGCAACUUUCUGAGAUUUCGCUACCAAUUUUUGGACUUGGGAAUUUCAGUUGUGCAGUGCUGUCGCAGAAAGGUGUGCAAACUGUAGAGUGCACUACUUAUCAAAAUGCUAUUUGUAAGAGACCAAAAAGAAAGCUGUUUAAUCAGUUAAAUAAUUUAGAGUAUCCAAAACUUAAUUGUUUUCCUGGUUGGGAUGAAUUGGAACAGAAUUGUUAUUUACUAAGCACACAAGGUUUUGUACACGGCGCUGCAGUUAAGUUUUGUGAAAAUAAUGAAGCUAAUUUGGCAACUGUAUUUUCCAAAGAAGAGGAAGAAUUCCUAAAAACUCUGUUAGGUAAUAAGAGCGCUUACAUUGGAUUAGACCACAUUUCUACUAGAAAAAAUGCCUGGAUUCCGAAUGUGCCGGAUCGACUUGAUAGGAUCUAUAUCAACCUUACUAAAAAACGUAAUCCAAACGGAAAAUGCUUACAACUUUAUUACGCUACAAAACAGAUGGACAGCCAAAUCUGCGACGAGAUAGCAGAACUCACGUGUCAGCAAGAAAGUUCGGUUAUUUAUUAA
Molecule: messenger RNA, 876 nt
Organism: Enterobius vermicularis (human pinworm)
Lineage: Eukaryota; Metazoa; Nematoda; Chromadorea; Rhabditida; Oxyuridae
Source: the annotation of a GenBank genome assembly